AUGAAGGUUAUUGGCAGGGAGCUGAAUAAAAACUCAUCUGGAUAUAUUACGCUAAUUGCAGAAAAUGAGGAGGACAUGUGGUUAACGUACAACUUAGUUCAGGUUGGAGAUAAAAUGAGAUGUUCUACGGUCAGAAAGGUCCAGAAUGAAUCUGCAACUGGUAGUGUGCAGACGAAGCAAGUGAGAACCAACCUAACAAUAGAGGUAGAAAAAAUUGACUUCGAUUUACAGGGUUCAGUACUGCACUUGAAAGGCCGCAAUGUGGUAGAAAAUCAGUUUGUCAAAAUGGGCGCCUACCACACAUUAGACCUUAGAAUAGAUGAAAAGUUUACUAUCACUAAAACAGAAUGGGAUAGUGUUGCAAUUAUGCUUGUCGAACAGGCAUCUGACCCAACACAACAAGCUGAUCUUGCUGCAGUUAUCAUGCAUGAAGGCCUGGCUUAUGUUUGUUUGAUAACAAGUACAACAACUAUUGUUCGUGCAAAGAUUGAUACUACAAUUCCACGCAAACGUCCAGGUUUACCUACUGCUCAGCACGAAAAGGGUCUGUCACGCUUUUUUGAACAAAUAAUGCAAGCACUAGAGCGUCACAUUCGUUUCGACAUCGUCAAGUGUAUCAUAUUAGCCAGUCCUGGAUUUCUACGUGAACAAUUUUUCGAAUUUAUGAUCCAGACAGCAACAAGACAAGAGAAACGUGUAUUCUUAGAAAAUAAAUCAAAAUUUAUGCUUGUUCAUUCUUCAUCCGGUCAUAAACAUGCAUUGAAAGAAGUACUCACAGAUAGUGUUGUUAUGAGUAAACUAGUUAAUACAAAAGCAACAUCUGAAGUCACAGCAUUAAAUGACUUUUAUCAAAUGCUUAAAACAGAUCAAUCACGUGCAUUCUAUGGUUACAAACAUGUUAAGACGGCUGCUGAUGCAUGCGCUAUUGAUACACUACUGAUAACUGAUGCAUUAUUCCGUUCACGCAAUUUAGAAGAAAGAAAACAAUAUGUGGAGUUAGUUGACCAAGUUAAAGAUAAUCAAGGCAUUGUACGCAUAUUUUCAAGCCUACAUGUUUCUGGUGAACAGCUUAACCAACUAUCAGGUGUAGCCGCAAUAUUGCGUUUCCCAAUACCUGAACCUGUGACAGAUGACGAGUCGAAUAGUUCCGAAGAUGACGAUAAUUAA
Messenger RNA from Schistosoma margrebowiei, 1167 nucleotides. NCBI's taxonomy places the organism in Eukaryota, Metazoa, Platyhelminthes, Trematoda, Strigeidida, Schistosomatidae. The record is from the annotation of a GenBank genome assembly.